AUGGAGGAACAACAUUCUAGAGAUCACACUUUAGACACUGACAAGACAUUACUAACAUUGCAAACUGAACUCACUACUACUCUAAACCUCCAUGCAAAAAAGAAAACUAACUUCAAAAAACACACUUACUACACAUGGGGGGGAGGGGGAAAGUUGCUGGCACAGGCUUUGAGACAGGGUAAACAAUCGACCUUCAUAGAGGGCAUUAGACUUCAAAAUGGGAAAUACACUCAAUUGAUGCCUGAGAUCCUGAAGGCAUUCACAGAAUACUAUACAGGGCUCUACAACCUCCGUGAGUCACCUCCCAACCCCUCAGAAAUACAAAACUUCCUCAGAGGAAGAAUCAAACGCACACUACCGGCAAAUUAG
Messenger RNA from Pelobates cultripes (western spadefoot toad), 369 nucleotides. Lineage: Eukaryota; Metazoa; Chordata; Amphibia; Anura; Pelobatidae. The record is from the annotation of a GenBank genome assembly.